Molecule: messenger RNA, 1986 nt
Organism: Aquila chrysaetos chrysaetos
Lineage: Eukaryota; Metazoa; Chordata; Aves; Accipitriformes; Accipitridae
Gene: SLC16A14
Product: solute carrier family 16 member 14
Exons: 6
Coding region: 271-1821 (516 amino acids)
Biological process (GO): transmembrane transport; monocarboxylic acid transport
Molecular function (GO): monocarboxylic acid transmembrane transporter activity
Source: RefSeq, a predicted model, not a curated record
GCGCUGGCGGGGCCCGGCGCGGAAGAAACACAUCUCAGAACUGCUUUCCUCUGAAAAGAUACAGUAACUUCAUCUGCCCGGCUCUUCAGGAUUUCCUUGUUUUUUAUUCCAAGCUUUAUCAACUUGAACACAAAGGCACAUAAUCUUACGGGGACAGCAGAAGGUGAUACAGAGAAGGAAUAUACAGGGAGAGACCAGUCUUUUUUUGUGACCACAGUCAACCCAUGAAGAGUGAGUGCUCUCAGCCACCUACAAAAUACUGGGGAGAAAAUGUAUGCUAGUCGAGAGGAUAUUGGAUACGAUUUUGGAGAUGACUCAAAAGUGGGAAGUAAGCCAGUUAAGCCUAAUCCAAACAUCGAUGGAGGAUGGGCUUGGAUGAUUGUACUUUCCUCUUUCCUUGUGCACAUACUUAUCAUGGGGUCCCAAAUGGCCCUUGGAAUACUCAACAUGGAAUGGCUUGAAGAGUUUAACCAAAGUCGUGGCUUAACAGCAUGGGUUAGCUCCCUCAGCAUGGGCAUUACACUUAUUGUAGGUCCUUUCAUUGGUUUAUUCAUCAGCAUGUGUGGGUGCCGCAAGACAGCUAUAAUUGGAGGGAUAUUGAAUGCCCUAGGUUGGAUAUUGAGUGCUUAUGCCUCAAAUGUGCACUACCUCUUCCUUACUUUUGGAGUGACAGCCGGCAUUGGAAGUGGCAUGGUUUAUCUGCCUGCAGUGGUCAUGGUAGGACAAUAUUUUCAGAAGAGAAGAGCGCUUGCACAGGGACUCAGUACCACGGGAACAGGAUUUGGAGCUUUCCUAAUGACUGCCUUACUGAAGUACCUUUGCAUUGAAUUUGGGUGGAGGAAUGCCAUGUUCAUCCAGGGCGCCAUCUCCCUGAACCUUUGUGUCUGCGGGGCACUUAUGAGACCACUCUCUCACAAAGACAUUGUUAGUGAAAAAUACGUUGUGAGAAGUAAUAGUGAAGAUAAUCAGGCAAAAGUUCUGUCCCACUCUGCAGAGACUAUAAAAUCUAAUGGAGUCCUCAGUGAAGAACCAGAAAAAAAAGAAGCAGCAACAAAUGAAGAAGUGCUUGACAGUGUUCAGCACAUAGAAAUUGGAGGUAAAUCUAGAAGCGGAAGGAAUAUGUACGGACUGCGCAUUCUUAAGACAGUGAGCCAGCUGACAGUUACAGUCAGAAAGGGCUUUGCAAUAUGGUACUCCAGCUACUUUGGAGCUGCAUCACUGUUUACCAAUAGAGUAUUUGUGGCCUUUAUAAUUUGGGCUUUGUUUGCCUAUAGCAGCUUUGUCAUUCCCUUUAUUCAUCUUCCAGAAAUAGUCAAGCAGUACAACUUAUCUAGUCAGAACAAUAUAUUUCCUUUGACAUCCAUUAUAGCCAUUGUUCAUAUUUUUGGUAAAGUGAUACUUGGAAUCAUCUCUGAUCUCCCAUGCAUCAGCACAUGGAACGUCUUCCUCAUGGCUAACUUUACCCUGGUCACCUGCAUUCUUACUUUGCCGCUAAUGCAAACAUAUGUUAGCCUGGCUGUGGUUUGUGCUCUAAUAGGAUUUUCUAGUGGCUAUUUUUCUCUAAUGCCUGUUGUGACUGAAGAUUUAGUUGGAACUAAACACCUUGCAAAUGCCUAUGGCAUCAUCAUUUGUGCCAACGGAAUAUCUGCAUUGUUUGGACCACCCUUUGCAGGCUGGAUCUAUGACAUCACACAUAAAUACGAUUUUUCUUUUUACAUAUCUGGCUUGCUAUACAUGGUGGGAAUAAUAUUUUUACUUAUACAACCUUGUAUUCAAAAGAAACAACCAAGAGAAAAAUCUACAGAAGAAGCACAAGUAUAGAACAAAUGCCAGAAGUUUUUUUCUGAAUUUUUUUGUUUUUAUGUUUCUAUUGUAUGACAGUAUGAAGCUGUUUUUCUUAUGGAACCAACCACAUUGAGCUGUACUUAAGUGAAAAGCAAAUGUGCUCCAAAAUGCCAAUAAAUUAUUAGAAAUAUGCUUUUAAAA